UUGACGUCGAGAAGCUGGUAACAGGCUUCUUGCGGUCGGGAGAGGGGCGUGAACGCACUGGAGACCAAGCCCGCAGGUCAUCGCUGGGAGCCUUGGCCGCCUCACCGCUCUGCUCUACCGAAGUGCUCGAGAUCAGGAAAGACCUUUCAAAGAACACCCACUGCACCAGAGCAAGAGAUCACAGAUUCCUUGUUAUCUUGUUCCCCGAAUGCCAUCUCCAUAUGCGGGACCCAGUCAGGCGGGAGGGGAAACUGGGCAGCAGCUGGACCAAGAGAGCAGAGCAGGUGAAUCAGCCCUGCUCUCGGUCUAUGUCCAGCUGGUCUUUUCACAUGGGGGCUGGCCAGCAGCACUCUCCAAGCCCCUGCCUCUGCCCCCUGCCUCUGCUUCCUCUUCCCCGGGAACUCUCGCUGGCCUCAGCCUCACGACAGAGUGUAAUGUCAAGCCAGAUGGACUGACCUAUUGUGCCUGCCUGUCUGGAUACCAAUGGAACGCCAGCAUCUGCUCCCGUCACCAGCUCUGCCAGCCCCCCCACAACCACCAGCCCUGCGGCUGCCUGGUCUUCAGCCCUCCUGAAGCUGGGUACUGCCAGGUGCUGCCACCUGUCCCGGGCAGCCUGAGCCUGAACUCCUGGCUGCAGGUGCCUGGCCACACGCUGAACCUGACCCUCCACACGAGCCAGGAGACCACCAGCCUGAACUGGUUCCUGCGGCGGCACACGGGGAGCCCCGGGCCCAUCCCUCUGCAGCCGGGGACACAGGUGUCCCUGACGUCGAGCCAGGGCCAGGCUGUCCUCAGCAUCCGCAACAUCUCACACGAGUGGGAAGGUGAGUACAUGUGCUGCUUUGAGGCCCAGGGAUUCCGGUGGGAGCUGUACCAGUUGGUGAGGGUGCCCCUGCAGGUGACAGAUGUGGCUCGGCUUCCAGACCAGCUCUCCAUCUCCUGUGCCACCUCCCCGGGCUUCCAGCUGAGCUGCUGCAUCCCCUACACACCCCUGGGCUACCUGGCCUCCUGGAGCCCUGGAGAGGGCAGCGAAGCCUCCUUCAACACACCAGGUGACCAGUGCCUUGUGCUGGCCACUCAGCACUGCCCUGCAGCUGACAUCACAUACACUUGUGACCUGCAGAGCCCAGGACUGACUCCUCUCAGGGUCCCCGUCUCUGUCACCAUCAUCCAGGAUGGAGACACUACCUGCCCUGAGGACUCUGCAGUUGUUGCCUGGAAUGUCACCAAGGCUGGCCAUGUGGCACAGGCCCCCUGCCCCGUGAACAGGACGGGCAUGGUGAAGAGGACUUGUGGGCCUGACGGGGCCUGGGGACCCAUCCACAGCAGCUGCACAGACACCAGGCUGCUGGCCUUGCUUCGGAGAGCCCAGCUGCUGUGGGCCGGCCAGGGCUGGCCUGCUGAAGAGGUGCCACAGAGCCUGGCUCAGCUGCUGGAGCAGACAGAGGUGGUGAGCUCACCCUCUGACUUAUUGGCACUGCUGGGCACCAUGACAUUCCUGGCCAAGGUGGUGGCAGACACCAGAAUACCACUUCGCCGCAGUGCCCUGGAGGCUCUCCUGAAAACCACGGACAAGGUCCUAGACAUGGACACCAGUUCUCUGUGGACCCCGGCCCAGGUCCAGAAGCCCUCGGCGGCCUCAGAUCUCCUGCUGGCAGUGGAGACCCUGUCACAUAGCCUGUGCCCACAGGAUCACCCCUUCUCCUUCAGCUUGCCCAAUGUGCAGCUGCAGACCCAGCUCCUCACACCCACAGUUCCUGCUGACUACAGAGUCUCCUUCUCCACUCAGCCCCCACUCUGGGCACAGAUUCCCAGACGCUCACUGGCCCCACUGGACACUAGCAAUAGUAACAUCACGAUUACUAGCCUGGUGCUGCGAAAACUGGACCACCUCCUACCCUCAAACUAUGGACAAGAGCUGGGGGACUCCCUCUAUGCCACUCCCGGUCUCGUCCUCUCCAUCUCCAUCAUGGCAGGUGGCCAGGCCUUCAACCAGGGAGAAGUCACCAUGGACUUUGGGGACAGAGAUAACCCCUUUCACUGUGUCUUCUGGGAUCACCAUCUUUUCCAGGGCAACGGGGGCUGGUCAGGUGAAGGGUGCCAGGUGCAGGCAGCCAAUGCCAGCGCCACCACUCAGUGCAUCUGUCGGCAUCUCACUGCCUUUUCCAUCCUCAUGUCCCGACACACUGUUCCAGGAAACCCCACCCUGGAGCUGCUGAGUCAGGUGGGCUUGGGGGCCUCCAUUCUGGCGCUGCUUGUGUGCCUGGGCGUGUACAGGCUGGUGUGGAGGGUCGUGGUACGGAACAAACUUGCCUACUUGCGCCACGCAGCCCUGCUCAACGUGGUGCUCUGCCUGCUGGCCGCGGACACCUGCUUCCUGGGAGCCCCCCUGCUUCCUCCAGGGCCCCGAAGCCCACUCUGCCUGGCUGCUGCCUUCCUCUGUCAUUUCCUCUACCUGGCCACCUUUUUCUGGAUGCUGGCUCAGGCCCUGAUGUUGGCCCACCAGUUGCUUUUUGUCUUCCAUCAGCUGUCCAAGCGCCGAGUCCUCUCCCUGAUGGUGGUUCUCGGCUACCUGUGCCCGAUGGGGUUUGCAGGGGCCGCCCUGGGCCUCUACCUACCCCGAGGGCAAUACCUGGGGGAGGGGGUGUGCUGGUUGGAUGGGAAGGGAGGGGCGCGCUACACCUUCGUGGGGCCGGUGCUGGUCAUCGUGGGCCUGAACGGGCUGGUACUAGCCAUGGCCAUGCUGAAGCUGUUGAGACCGUCGCUGUCAGAGGGACCCCAGGCGGAGAAGCGCCAAGCCCUUCUGGGGGUGAUGAAAGCCCUGCUCGUUCUCACACCCAUCUUCGGCCUCACCUGGGGGCUGGGCCUGGCCACUCUGCUCGAGGAAGUCUCCAUGGUCCCUCACUACAUCUUCACGAUUCUCAACACCUCCCAGGGUGUCUUCAUUUUGCUGUUUGGUUGCCUGAUGGACAAGAAAGUACAAGAGGCUUUACUCAAACGCUUCGGCUGUGCCCAGCCCCCCAACUCCACCAUCUCCCUGGCCACAAAUGAAAGCCACAUCCCGGAACCCAGCAGAGGGAGAAGUGAAAAUGCCAGUUAUGAAGAAAAGAUGACUUAAUUGACAGGAACUCUGAUCUUCCGAACAUUAGAGGUGAAGGGCAGAAUUUGGUUUGCUUAUUUUCAAAGUUUAGGAAAAGUGAAGUUAAUGAGACCUCCUUCUUUAACUUUUAAAAAUAUUAAUAUAAAAUUUUUGUAGACAUACACAUGUAUACAAAAAGUCACUGAUAUGAGCAUAUUUGUAAGAAAGCACCAGAAAUUUUAAAGUAGAGAGAAAGGUAUCACAGACUGCCACAAAUUACGAAGACAAGAUGAAACACAUUUAAAAGUAGCAGGAUCAAGCUAAGACUAGACAUAGAGAAGAAAGAUUUCAGAAAAGCCUCUAGGAGACACCAAGACAUCAAGUGGAAUUAAUGUAUGGAAUUCACAAGCGGUAAUGACAGGAUUCAGAAAAAAUGUUAAACUAGGUACAUGAAAAGAAAAUGUUGAUAAAUGAAUGUGUAAAUUACAAAUUUCAUGAAUAAUUUUAUAAAAUGGA
Messenger RNA from Myotis lucifugus (little brown bat), 3595 nucleotides. It is a transcript of the gene ADGRF3, whose product is annotated as adhesion G protein-coupled receptor F3. Lineage: Eukaryota; Metazoa; Chordata; Mammalia; Chiroptera; Vespertilionidae. Gene Ontology annotation, molecular function: G protein-coupled receptor activity. The record is from RefSeq and is a predicted model, not a curated record. The transcript has 15 exons. Gene Ontology annotation, biological process: cell surface receptor signaling pathway; G protein-coupled receptor signaling pathway. Gene Ontology annotation, cellular component: membrane. Bases 209 to 3118 code for a protein of 969 amino acids.